AUGGCUGGAGGUCCGCUGGACCUGUGGAAUGACUGGUCAAUUCAGAUCCUAGUGCUCCUCAGCCUCACGCUUCAGGUCAUCCUCUUCCUCUUCGCCGGGAUCCGCCGGCGUGAAGCCAAUCCGUUGCUGAACCUCCUGCUCUGGCUGACGUACCAGCUGGCCGACUCCACCGCCAUGUUUGCCCUUGGCCAUCUGUCCCUCAGCGACGCUCCUGGUGAUCACCAGCUCGCAGCAUUUUGGGUGCCGUUCCUCAUGCUGCACCUAGGUGGCCCAGACAACAUCACCGCCUAUGCCCUCCAGGAUAACCAGCUCUGGCUGCGCCACCUCCAGAUGCUGGUUGUACAGGUCCUUGGGGCCACAUAUGUCCUCUACAGACAGAUUACUAUCAAUGGACCCUUUGUCCUAUUGGCCAUCAUUCUGAUGUUCACUCUCGGGGCUGUCAAGUAUGCAGAGCGGACAUGGGCGCUGAGGUGCGGCAACAUCGAUAGACUCCGUAGCUCUCUCGAGAAGGAACCACGUUCCAACCAUUAUCAGUUCCACGCUCGCACUCCGGACCAAGAGUUCAGGAAGGGGGCAGCUGACAAGGAAGAAUUAUAUGUGCGUCAUGCGCACUCCCUGUUCCUGAUAUGCAAGCAUGCCAUGGUUGAUUCUUGGAUCGAAAAGGAUCCAGAUAACCAUGAUGCUAAUAAGCUUAUGGCCCUUAAACAAGAGGGUUAUGAGGUCAUGUGGGCGAUGAUGGAGCUGGAGCUCUCCUUGAUGUAUGACAUCCUGUACACCAAGGCAGCCGUGGUCCAUACUUGGCAUGGCUACUGCAUCCGUCUUGCCUCACCGCUCGUCACCGCCGUCUCAUUCCUGCUAUUUCAUUUCAGCGGCAAAGACGGCAAUCACAGCAGCCUUGACGUUGUGGUUACCUACACUUUGCUUUGUGGGGCUUUCUUGCUUGAGACCAUAUCGGUGUUGGCUGCCCUAGGAUCCACCUGGACAUACGCCUUCCUGUGCGCCACACAGUGGAAUUGGCUCCAAUGCGCUGCUCUUUUUACGGGGAGGUGGGAUCGGCUACGCCGGUUUGUCAACACCAUGACAACAAGACACGGUGGUGCUCGGGCAAGGAGGUGGUCAGCCAAGAUGGGCCAAUACAACAUUCUGCACCGGUGCGCCCGGCGCGACACAGCUUGGAGUCCUCUCCUUGGCAGGCUGGCUAACACGGUGGGAGAGGAACUGAAGGAGUGGUGGGAUAGGAAGCAUUACUCCGGAUCUAUUGAGAUUUAUGAUGAUCUGAGGCAGAGGAUGUUUGACUACAUACGGCAGUUGAAGGGCGCGGUAAACUCACAGGGUGUGCUCAGGAAGAGCUGGGGUCAAGAGACGUUAGAGAACUUGGGUUUGUAUGAUUAUUUCCAAAACCAGCUUGGAGUUGAGCUUCAAGAGGGCAUCAUUAUCUGGCACAUCGGCACCGAUAUUUUCCUCGCCAAAAGUAGUGGAGCCAAGGCCGUUGGUGCAAAGAUGCAGGUGAAGGCCAUCAGGGCGCUGUCAAACUACAUGAUGUUCCUCCUCGUUGAGCGCCCCUACAUGCUACCAGGCCUUGCUCAGGCCAGGUUGUAUGAGAGAACCUGCAAGAAUUUGGUAGACAUAUGGAACAAAAAAAAGCGCGAAAGACGCGCCCGUUCAAACAGGCUUAAGGAAUUAUUCCGCCUGCGUGAUGAUCCCAAUUCAUCUCAGCCGACGCAAAGCGAUGUCUUUGCUAUCAUCCUCUAUGACGUCGAGAAGCCAGACUACAGCAUGGCUGUUCCUCGCCUCCAGUAUGCAAAUAGGCUUGCUAAAAAGCUACUCGGCAAAGAAGAGGAACGCAACAUUGACGUGCUGAAGCUGGUUUGUGACGUGUGGAUGGAUUUUCUAGUCUACGCUGCCAACAGAUGCAGCAGAGAGUCACAUGCCAAGAAGCUCAGCAGUGGUGGUGAGCUCACAACUAUCUUGUGGCUUAUGACGGGCUACCUUCACAACCACCUCCUCAUGAAUAGAUCAGAUCAAGUGGAUGGGUGA
This is a messenger RNA of Triticum dicoccoides, 2037 nucleotides long. RefSeq lists its product as uncharacterized. The transcript has a single exon. The coding region runs from base 1 to 2037 and encodes 678 amino acids. Lineage: Eukaryota; Viridiplantae; Streptophyta; Magnoliopsida; Poales; Poaceae. The record is from RefSeq and is a predicted model, not a curated record.